Neofelis nebulosa (Clouded leopard) is the source of this 3007-nucleotide messenger RNA. It is a transcript of the gene CHST9, whose product is annotated as carbohydrate sulfotransferase 9. The transcript is spliced from 6 exons. Gene Ontology annotation, molecular function: sulfotransferase activity. Gene Ontology annotation, biological process: carbohydrate biosynthetic process; proteoglycan biosynthetic process. Lineage: Eukaryota; Metazoa; Chordata; Mammalia; Carnivora; Felidae. Gene Ontology annotation, cellular component: membrane. The coding region runs from base 210 to 1541 and encodes 443 amino acids. The record is from RefSeq and is a predicted model, not a curated record.
CUGCUCCCCGCGCGCCGCGCGGCGGGGAGGAGUCCUCCGAGUUUGCCCCGGAGCGCGGGGAAGUUUCCCGCGAAGCUGCGCUCCCGGAGGAGCGGGACCGGCCGGCGGGUGCUCGCGAGGUUACUUCAUGGAAUGAGCACCUAAUAGAACAAGAAAGGAUCAAAGCUCUAUCGAAAAACAAAUCAUGUGGUCUUCAGAAAUGAGGAGAAAUGCAGCCAUCUGAAAUGGUCAUGAACCCCAAACAAGUCUUCCUCUCGGUGCUGAUAUUUGGGGUAGCGGGGCUACUCCUGUUCAUGUAUUUGCAAGUCUGGAUUGAAGAGCAACAUACAGGGAGAGUGGAGAAGAAAAGAGAACAAAAAGCAACCUCAGGAUGGGAGCCAGUAAAUUACCUGCAACCUAUACCCAGAAUCAUGACUAGAGAACAAAUCCGGGGACAUAUCACCAACCAGAACCUCAAGUUCCACAUCACUGAGGAUCCCAAGGGAAAAAAGGAAAAUCUUCUGCUCAACUCUGAGAGGCCAAUGAGGGUCUUAACAAAGACCAGCCACUCACAAGGAGAGGAUCGAGUUUUGGGGAAGACCACAGGGCCACCAACAAUUAAGCUGAUUGCAAAACAUCAAGGAACUAGGACUGUUUUCAAGAAGUUCAGUGAAAUGAAGUGGCCAUUGGACAUACACCCUUUAAAUAAAAGUUUAAUCAAAGACAACAAAUGGAAGGAAACGGAUGUGGCCCAAGAGAAACGCAGGUCUUUCCUUCAGGAGUCUUGCAAAAAAUAUGGCGGGGUGAGUCGUCCUCAAUCACAUCUUUUUCAUAUGGUGUCCAGGAUCUAUGUGGAAGAUAAACACAAAAUCUUAUAUUGUGAAGUACCCAAGGCUGGCUGCUCCAACUGGAAGAGAAUUCUGAUGGUGCUAAGUGGGUUGGCUUCCUCUGCGUACAACAUCUCCCAUGAUGCUGUUCACUACGGGAAGCAUUUGAAAAAACUAGAUAGCUUUGACUUAAAAGGGAUAUAUACUCGUUUGAAUACCUACACCAAAGCUGUUUUUGUUCGUGAUCCCAUGGAAAGAUUAGUGUCAGCAUUUAGGGACAAAUUUGAACACCCCAAUAGCUAUUACCAUCCAGUAUUUGGGAAGGCAAUUAUAAAGAAAUAUCGGCCAAAUGCCUGUGAAGAAGCAUUAAAUAAUGGAUCUGGGGUCAAAUUCAAAGAGUUCGUCCACUAUUUGCUGGAUUCCCACCGUCCAGUAGGAAUGGACAUUCACUGGGAAAAGGUCAGCAAACUCUGCUAUCCAUGUUUAAUCAACUAUGAUUUUGUAGGGAAAUUCGAAACUUUGGAAGAAGAUGCCAAUUACUUUUUGCAGCUGAUUGGUGCUCCAAAAGAGCUGAAAUUUCCAAACUUUAAGGAUAGGCAUUCUUCUGAUGAAAGAACCAAUGCUCAGGUCGUGAGACAAUAUUUAAAGGAUCUGACUCGAACUGAGAGACAAUUAAUCUAUGACUUUUAUGACUUGGACUAUUUGAUGUUUAAUUAUACAACUCCAUUUUUGUAGUUUGCAUUAAUCUUCUAAAACCCUGUAUUUACUUCAUGAUGAUGGCCUCAAAUCAGCUAACUGUAAUUUUCCUGCAGUUCUCUGUAUGAGAGAGAAUUUAACCAAGUGUAGUUGUCUUGAUUUAAUGAAGAUUUUUACCAAAUAGUAUGACACCAAUUCGCACAAAGUUAUAGGAAAAUUACCUUACAGAGACAUGUAAACAAGUUGAGUUGCUCUAGAAUGUAUGGAAAAUAGCUGCUUUUGCAUUAUGGAUUAUAUUAUAGAAGCAAUAACCUAGCCAGCUGCUACAUUAGCUUCAACAGCCUCUUGCAAUGAUAGAAAAAGGGAUCUAAAAUAGCAUGAGUAUAUGUCUACAUCCUGGAAUUUGUUGUCUAAAGUGCAUGGAUAUAUUUUUAGCAGUCUGUGACAUAUUACUCGAACCUUGGAGAGUUUUCUUACACCCUGGAAAUCUUUCUAUCAACUGCAAUGAUAAAUCCAUUUUGAAAUAAUAUUUUGGACCUAGGCAUUUAAGUUUAGAUUGGAAGGCAUUAUGUGAUUUACAAUAUGAGAAUAUAGCAGAAAAACCAGAUGAGGCUAUGGCUUUUUAUAUUCAACAGCCAAUAAAAAAUACACAACAUGCUAAGAUCAAAGCAACAAAAACAACCUUCCUCUUCCAGAAAAAGUUAGGGGAAUUGAUUCUGUUUUCUUCUGAGCCCUCUGUGCAGAGACAAAAGGAACAUAACCACUAAAGGUCCUCGCUUCUGAAGCAGGCAGUUGAGAAGUUUAAGUCUCAUCAGAUAUAAAUGUGCUCCUAAUUUCUGGUUUAAUUGGGCAGGGGGGAAAUUGUUUCAGGAUGGAAUAAUCAUCAAAAACAAAAGUUGCCACUCUGAAUAUGGGCCUCAAACAAUAACAAAGUUUUAUAUAAGAGUAUUAUUUGAAUCAAAGCAUCGUGUGCAUAGCUUUAUAUGUGGAAUGUACUCUAAGAAUAACUUUUGUUUCCAGUCUAAUUACUUAGCUUAGGAAUGACUUUUUAAAAAUGCCUAUACCACUUCAAAGAUAGGUUAUAUUCUAGAGAAUAAACAAAACAAGAGCCCCUAGAAAUAUUUUUAAUAGGCUUAUGCAUAAACAAAUUCAGGAGUUUUCUUUUUAAGUUCAAAUAUUCUAUCCUAACACAGUCAAAUACCAUUGCAUUCAAAUAUUAAAUCCAAGUUUUGGGAAAACAGGACCAUGUGUCACCCCUAUCGAAAGUUGUAAUGCAUUUUGGAAAUUUUUUCCAGCGGACCCUAAAUUUGAAGACACGUUUGGAUGGGAACUUAUUUUAAUUGGUUGACUAUUUGAGUUAAGAAGACCACAUGUCAUUGAAACUCUGUUUAAAUGCAGUUCUCGAACAUGUUCUUCUUCCCAAACUCUCAUUUUUUUCCUCGUCAAUAAAUAUUCAGUAACGUCUCGCAAAGAAAAGUAGGUGUUAAUAUUUAAAUAUUAAUAGA